AUGGCUUCAACAAGUCCGUCCUCUUCGGAGGUUGAUGUAAUUCCCAUUACUGCGAAGGAGAAAAACUCAGUUAGCACAAGUCGUAUCAAAGAUGAAUACAAGGUUGUUAAUUCUAGAGAUGCAGACGUUACAUUGGAAUUUUUGGAAGAGCACGAUUCCCAGGUUGCCCCGAUCACUGAGGAGCAGGAACGUAGGUUGAGACGGAAAGUGGCAUUUAUCGUCGUGGGGCUAACUUUUCUAGUUAACAUUACCAUGUAUUCUGAUAAGGCAACGUUAUCCUAUGCCUCUAUAUUUGGUCUAUGGGAAGACACUGGUCUUACACAGAGCAGCUACAGCAACGCUAACACACUCUUCUAUGUCGGUUAUAUCAUUGGACAGGCAAACCUGAUUUUUGUGCAAAAGUUCCCGAUAGGAAGAGUUGUUCUGGCUAUGUGUGCAAUCUGGACAAUCAUCAUUUUUCUGCACUGUGUUGCAUAUAAUGAACAGGGCGUAAUUGCGCUAAGAUUUUUCCUAGGUUUCGUAGAAUCUGUUGCUUUGCCAUCUUUGAAUAUGACGAUGAACCAGUUCUUAACUCCAGAUGAGAAAAACUCGUACGGCCCCAUCUGGUAUAUCUCGUCUAUUGGCGUUACCAUUCCUGUAGGUUUCAUCGCCUACGGGAUUUUGCACGCCAAGUCCAGCGUGCCCAUUUGGAAACUUUUCUUCAUCAUCAUAGGUGGUUGCACGUUCCUGCUAACAAUAUUGGUGGCACUCAUUUAUCCGAACAAUCCAACGGAUGCCAAGUUCUUGACCACGGAAGAGAAAGUUUGGGUCAUCAGAAGGGUACAGCAAAGCAGCAAAUCUUCGAUUGAGCAGAAGGUGAUCAAAAAAUAUCAAGUCAUCGAAGCUUUCAGAGAUCCUAUAACAUGGCUUUUCGGCCUUUUCUUCCUUUUCCAACAAUUGGCAAAUAAUCUGGCUUAUCAGCAGAACUUGCUAUUCGAGGGUAUUGGCAACAUUUCUAAUCUGUCCUCGACUUUAGUCUCAGUUGCAGCAGGCGGAUUUGCAUCUGUUUGUGCGGUUAUUGCGACGGUUUUCCUGCUAUACAAAAGAAACUACACAGCAUUUUCGGUAGUCUUUUGGAGUGUUCCAUCAUUCGCCGCUUCGAUUGCGCUGGUGACCAUAGAUUGGGAUAAGAAAAUCGCACUGCUAGCAAUGCUAUGUCUAGCUUGUCCACUCUUUGGCAUCCCCUGGAUUCUGAUGUUUAGCUGGAACACAACAAGCUGUGGUGGUUAUACGAAGAGAUUGACCAGAAACGCCGUCGUUAUGUUCUGGUACAGUGUGGCUAAUAUUAUUUCGCCUCAAAUCUGGAGAAGUAAGGACGCCCCUCGUUAUGUUCCUGCCUGGAUUGUGCAAAUUGUAUUAUCAUUUUUCCUUGCUCCGUUGAUUGCCCUAGUAAUCUGGUAUUUACUUCGCAGAAGAAAUGACGAAAGGCUGGCGCACGCUAGCGAAGCACAGGGAAUGGUGGAAAUAGAUGGCCAAGCCAUAGAGACCAACAUUGCUAUGUUGGACCUCACUGACCUGGAAAACAAGGCGUUUAUCUAUCCGCUAUAA
Torulaspora globosa is the source of this 1587-nucleotide messenger RNA. It is a transcript of the gene YCT1, whose product is annotated as Yct1p. Gene Ontology annotation, molecular function: L-cysteine transmembrane transporter activity. The record is from RefSeq and is a predicted model, not a curated record. Gene Ontology annotation, biological process: transmembrane transport; L-cysteine transport. Gene Ontology annotation, cellular component: membrane. NCBI's taxonomy places the organism in Eukaryota, Fungi, Ascomycota, Saccharomycetes, Saccharomycetales, Saccharomycetaceae. The transcript has a single exon. Bases 1 to 1587 code for a protein of 528 amino acids.